GCACGGAGCCGGAGCAGCGCCCCCCGCGCCCCUGUCCGCUGCGCCCCGCCUAGCCCCUGCGCCCCUCGCCAUGCUGGCGCUGCCCCUGCUGCUCCUCCUGGCCCUCGCCCCCGCAGCCCGCCUGCCCGGCGCGCUCGGGGCCCCUGGCCGCGCCACCCUCCGCCCGGGCGGCGAGCGGGAGGUGACGGCGGCCCCCGCAGCGCCGAGCACCCCGGGGCAGCUGGAGGAGCCCGUCUCCAAGGGCGAGGGCAAGAGGCUGCGGCUGGCCGAGGGGAAGGCAGCGGAUGGUGAAGCCAGGGGCACCGCGAAAACAUCCGUGCGGGUUAAAGUAGUAAAGAAAAAAGUCUUGAAGAAGAAACCCAAGGCUCCGGCCCAGGGAGCAGCCACCGAGCAGCAGCCACAAUGUCCUCCGCUGGGGCUGGAGUCUCUGAGGGUGUCGGACUUCCAGCUACGAGCCUCCAGCAUCAAGCGCUACGGACUGGGUGCCCACCGGGGACGCCUCAAUAUACAGUCCGGGAUUCACGACGGUGACUUCUACGACGGAGGCUGGUGUGCUGGCCACAAGGACCGGGACCAGUGGCUGGAGAUUGAUGCCCGGCGGCCGACCCGCUUCACCGGCGUCAUCACGCAGGGGCUGAACUCCAUCUGGACGUACGACUGGGUGACCUCCUACAAAAUCCAGUUCAGUAACGACACGCACUCCUGGCAGCCAAGCAGGAACGGGACGGAGGAGGUGGUGUUCCUGGGGAACAAGGACCCCGAGACACCCGUGCUCAAUGCACUCCCCACCCCGGUGGUGGCGCGCUACAUCCGCAUCAACCCCCAGACCUGGUUUGAGAACGGCACCAUCUGCCUGAGGGCGGAGAUCCUGGGCUGCCCCUUGCCAGACCCCAACAACAUCUACUCCUGGGAGAAUGACCCGGUGCCGACUGACAAGCUGGACUUCAGGCAUCACAACUACAAGGAGAUGAGAAAGCUGAUGAAGAAGGUGAACGAGGAGUGCCCCAACAUCACCCGGGUCUACAGCAUCGGCAAGAGCUACCUGGGCCUGAAGAUGUACGUGAUGGAGAUCUCGGACAACCCCGGGCAGCACGAGCUGGGGGAGCCGGAGUUCCGCUACGUGGCGGGGAUGCACGGGAACGAGGUGCUGGGCCGCGAGCUCCUGCUCAACCUGAUGCAGUACCUGUGCGGCGAGUACACCCGGGGCAACCCCCGCGUCGUCCGGCUGGUGAGCGAGACCCGCAUCCACCUGCUGCCCUCCAUGAAUCCCGACGGCUACGAGACCGCCUACAAGCUGGGCUCAGAGCUGGCAGGCUGGGCCAUGGGCCGCUGGACCUACGAAGGCAUCGAUCUUAACCACAACUUCGCCGACCUCAACACGGUCCUGUGGGACGCCGAAGACAAUGAGCUGGUUCCUCACAAGUUCCCCAACCACUAUCUCCCCAUCCCGGAGUAUUACACCUUCGCCAACGCCACGGUGGCCCCGGAGACCCGUGCCGUCAUCGACUGGAUGCAGAAAUACCCCUUCGUGCUGAGCGCCAACCUGCACGGGGGCGAGCUGGUGGUGACCUACCCCUACGACAUGACCCGCACCUACUGGAAGGCCCAGGAGCUGACGCCCACGCCCGACGACGCCGUCUUCCGCUGGCUCGCCACCGUCUAUGCCACCACCAACCUGGCCAUGGUGGAUGACGAGCGCCGCCCCUGCCAUUACGAGGACUUCACCAGGGAGGGCAAUAUUAUCAACGGAGCCAACUGGCACACGGUGCCGGGAAGUAUGAACGACUUCAGCUACCUGCACACGAACUGCUUUGAGGUCACUGUAGAGCUGUCCUGCGACAAAUUCCCGCACGAGUCCGAGCUGUCCAGGGAGUGGGAGAACAACAAGGAGUCCCUGCUGGUCUUCAUGGAGCAAGUCCGCCGGGGCAUUAAAGGGGUCGUUCGGGACAAGGACACCGAGCAGGGAAUUGCGGACGCCAUCAUUUCCGUGGACGGCAUCAACCACGACAUCAGAACAGCUUUCGAUGGCGACUACUGGCGCCUGCUGAACCCGGGCGAGUACGAGGUCACCGCUGCGGCCGAAGGCUACCACCCCGUCACCAGGACGUGCCGCGUCUCCUACGAGGACAACCCCACCCUCUGUGACUUUCAGCUCACCAAGACGCCCAAGCAGCGGCUGCGCGAGAUCCUGGCCAGGGGGGAUAAGAUCCCCAAGGACCUGAUCCUGCGGCUCCGGCAGCUGCGGCUCCGCAAGCUGAGGGCCCAGCGGCAGGCCCAGUGAACGGGAGGGGGAUGAGGGGACUGUGUGGGGACGUAGAAGAGGGAUGUGCUCUGUUUGGCUCGCGUUCCUUCCCCCACGCUCUCUAGUCUAGCGGCUUCUUGCUCCUCUGUGUUGUUUUGCUUCUGAGCUCUGGGUCUGACUCAUGCGCGUGAAUCUGUAGUGGAGUGUGACUGCCGGCCCAGGGAGAACGUGGUCCUGGGGGAACCAAACGCCCGCCUUCCUGCUGUCGCGCCGGCUUUGACAGGGAAAGGUGGGCACGUCACUUAACAGUGUCCUCGUGGGUCCUGUCCCUUCCUACCCCCUCCCCUGCCCUGCCCUGCCCGCAGUGCUUGGCUCUGUUCCUUGGCAUUCCAGCCCAAGACCCUGCCGCUGAGCACCCAGCUGCUCUCAGUUCAGGGGGAGGGGUGCCUGGGCGGGGUAAGAAGACAGCGGAAAUCAGUAGCACAAAAAAAGCUGCAGGCGUGUUCCCUAGGGGCACAGGGAGACACCCUGGACGGGCUUUGCCAGCAGAAGAGGACUUUGUAACACCUCAAAGAGCAGCUUUCCCCCAGCCUGGUCUCAGCACGGCUGCUGUCAUCUUAGCCAGACCAGGGAGACCCCUGUUUAAUGGGUCGAGCCGUUGCCUAAGGAUCAUGCCGGUCCCGGUCCAGCCACCCAAUAGAGGCAUCAGCCAACGGGUUCGGUUCCGCUCUGCCCGGCCACCACUUGGCAAAUCCCCCAGGAGGAAACCUCCGGUGAAGGCUACCUGGAAGCUGCAGUAACCACAAGGCAUUUGGACAGCAGGCCCCAGGCGUGCAGAAGUAAGGGGAAGGGCCUCAGGAAUGUGAGGUAGUCCUGUGAGCUGGGUUCAAGAUGAGGGCCACGGCUCUCCUCUCCUGACUGCCAUGGGCAAGGAAGGGUCUUGUCCUCUCUCGACCUGCAUGUGGUGAGGUCAGAAGAGGGGGAUAUUGCCCGAGGGAGUUCAAUCAGCUGUACUGGCUUAAUUUAAACCAGUUAAUCCAUUUCUUUGGGGGAUUACUGACACCUGGGUGGCAGUUGCUGGGCUAACAAAGCAAUUGGCUCGGUAGUUGAGGGGUAAAAGGCUGUGUGGAUAUAUCUGCUGUUAGCCUACAAAGCGUUCUGUUAUGCAGUGUAAGGGAGGAAUAACACACACAGUGAAAGGGAAACAGACUGGGGUGUGUUUGUAGUUGAGAUCAAGAAACAGGCCAGGCAGUGCGGCACACUGGGUAGUGAGGGAGGCUCCCUGUGACAAUCCCCAAGAGCAGUGUUUGGCCCCCUGAAAUGCCCUAAGUGGUGUCUAUGCGAGUCUCCUGGAGCGUGAGCAGGCAGCUGCCACUGAUUCCUCGAAACAUGCAGAGAGUCUGCAUCUGAGACUACAGGCAGGCCCUAAAAAAGCUCCUGGCACACAAGGGGCAUGACACAAGCAAGACUUCAAUUGCCUGGCACAGGGUCUGGCUGGGCAGGAAUCCAGGGCAAACAUACAUCAGUCAGUCAGUACCAACCAUGGCAAGGUGUGCGCUGGCUGGACUCCCAGAUCCCUUGGGUGAAGGGAUCCUGGUGCAGUCAGGGAUAACCUUGUUCCCCCCCCCCCAUUAGUAAUGACAGCACAGUUUCCAAGGACUCUCGAGACUGUUUUCUUCCCUGUAGAUAGCCAGCACCUGCUCAUUUGGCAUGCCAUCAUCUGACUUCACCAGACAACGGGAGACAUCUGGGGGAGCCAAUUCCUGGCCAGAGGGGUGGCACCCUCACUGAAACCACCACCUUUGGCACCAAUUGUCCCUCCAUUGGCAGUAUCCUCAGGGCCAACCCAAGAGAUACCAGCAGCCUUCUCAACUGCGAGGUGCCCCUCCAGGGCACGGCAGAAGCACGUUAAGGGGACAAGGUCAGGAUUUCGUAUUCGCUCCAGUUUUCCCCGGGCAUUACAAUUAAAAGGCUGAUACUAAAGGGACUAGCUGGCACCUCGUACGAGCCACAGACCAGAUCCUAGGCAGAGAUGAUUCCACUUGGUGCAGCAAAUGGCUCCUGUAGCUUCCUUUCCCCUUGGCCUUCAUUGUGAGGGGUCCUUGUAUGAAUAUGGUUCUGCCCCAGUGCAACUCCAGGGAUGACUUUAGCCUCAGAUCUUUGUUCUCCUAGAACCCCAGGUGAAGUCACACUCCCCUGCAUGAGAUGUCACAAUUUUUUCCUUGGCAAAGGCAUGUGAGGUCACAGCCAGCAGCUGCGACUGUGCAAAACAGACAGGCUCCCAGCGUCCGCUGCAUCCGCCAGGAGAUAUGGGUGGGUCUCAGCCCCACUCUGGGUCAGGCCCCCAGCAAACAGAGGAGAGUGUCCAGGGACAGCCGCUGCCGAGGGCGUGCAAGCGUUAUUCAGAGCUUCCAGCUCAUCUGUGUCUUUUCAGACAGCCCGAGGGAGGCUGCAACAUCCCUGCGUGCGAGCCCAGGGCUAGUGGGCGCUUUGUUCUGCGGGCAGGACCUGACUGGAACCUGGCGUGUAAAUAGCAUUGGAGCAAUGGCUCGCGGCUCCGACCUAAUGGGGGCAGCGAGAAAGGGACCACUGCUCGGGGGGGCACUCAAACUCAGCAUGAGCAGCUGAUGAGUUACAGAGACAAUGCUGGCAUUCGGUGUCCUUGCGAGGCAAGUGACAUCCUCAGGAGCAAUAAACCUUUGCUGUUUUACCUUCCA
Molecule: messenger RNA, 4959 nt
Organism: Dermochelys coriacea (leatherback sea turtle)
Lineage: Eukaryota; Metazoa; Chordata; Testudines; Dermochelyidae
Gene: CPXM1
Product: carboxypeptidase X, M14 family member 1
Exons: 14
Coding region: 71-2281 (736 amino acids)
Biological process (GO): proteolysis
Molecular function (GO): zinc ion binding; metallocarboxypeptidase activity
Source: RefSeq, a predicted model, not a curated record